GGGGGUGGAGUCAUUUCAACGGUCUCUGGCGUCUGCAUGGCCUGGCAGAAGCGCUUGGCGGAGGCAAGCGGAGCUGCUGAGUAGUGGCGCCGGGGGCACCAGAGAGAACGCACCCCGAUAUCACAUCCACCCCCACAAGCCUUUACUGUGGAGCAGUGAACUGUUUAUGGUUCCUUUUACUUGAGAUCAUGCAGAGAGCUUCACGCCUGAAGAAAGAACUGCACAUGUUAGCCAUAGAACCUCCCCCAGGCAUCACGUGCUGGCAGGAAAAGGACCAAGUGGAUGAUUUGCGAGCUCAAAUAUUGGGUGGAGCCAACACACCUUAUGAGAAAGGUGUUUUCACGCUGGAAGUUAUCGUUCCUGAGAGGUACCCAUUUGAACCACCACAGAUCAGAUUUCUGACUCCAAUCUAUCAUCCAAACAUUGAUUCUAGUGGAAGGAUUUGUCUAGAUAUUCUCAAAUUGCCACCAAAAGGUGCGUGGAGACCAUCCCUCAACAUCGCUACUAUAUUGGCCUCUAUUCAGCUGCUCAUGGCAGAACCCAAUCCUGAUGACCCACUAAUGGCUGACAUUUCCUCAGAAUUUAAAUAUAAUAAGAUAGCUUUUAUCAAGAAUGCCAGGCAGUGGACAGAGAUUCAUGCAAGACAGAAACAAAAGGUUGAUGAAGAGGUGCUAGACAACUCAUCAGAGCCUGGUGACUCUCGGGAGUGCAGCUCCGCACAGAAAAGGAAAGCCAGGCCACUAGGAGGCAUAGAAAAGAAAUUCCACCCCGAUGUUCAGAGAGUUUGUCCUGGUCCCUCUUAAUUAAUAGUGUCUGUGACAAGGUGCUCUCUUGCUUGCUUUUCUUGAAUGUUUUUCUUUGUGUUUGAUAACAUAAUGUUUGUAUCUUAUAAAAGACCUUGUAUGUUUAUGAACUCUGCUGUGCAGUGAUGCUUUAAGGAUAGUUUGUUUUAUUUAUCUUGUACAUAUGUAUUUUGAAAACUUUUAAACUUGGAAAAUAAAUAAAACUUAUUGUUAAGUAU
This is a messenger RNA of Microtus ochrogaster (prairie vole), 1021 nucleotides long. RefSeq names its product ubiquitin conjugating enzyme E2 T (gene Ube2t). The record is from RefSeq and is a predicted model, not a curated record. NCBI's taxonomy places the organism in Eukaryota, Metazoa, Chordata, Mammalia, Rodentia, Cricetidae.